GGGAGGGCAAUUUUCUCUGACCGCCUUGCAGGUAAAUUUAGGUUUGAUGGUUUCAUACCUGAGGGCUCAGGAGAGAUAGCAGAUGGGGCUACGAGGUGGCUGCGUGGAUGGUGGUGACUUUGAAGAGGGUAAACAUACCUGACCGCCUGCGACGCCAGCAAAGCAGGAUAAGAUGGGCGAGGGUGGGGCUAACAACUCGGCGACGAUAGACGACCCGGUAAAAGAAGAAAUGUGACAAGCGACGAUUGGAGGGAAGAAAUGUGUAGCGCGCUGCUGACACAAACCUCAACCUGUCACCCUCCCAUUCUAUCCCUUAAAUUUUACACACAAAUUUUACUUAGGCCGAGCAGAGGUGAGCCUGUUAAUAAAAUAGGCAAACCCAAGGCCACGGCACUGGUCUUCGGUGCGUGUCGGGGACAGUGGUGCACACUGGGAAAUGUACGCCGGAGUCAGCAGCCAGCAUCUCGCCGACUCUUGUACUUCUGUAUAACGACCUGAUACUUGGCCAACCUGCCACAGACGUGGGGGACCACAGAUGAUAGCGAAACUGUGUUAAGGCGAUUUUAUAGUCAAGCAGAAACAGAAAUAUUACCUGCAAGAGAUCGGAUGCAGAUGAAGGUGCAUGCAUACCUACUCAGAUAAUCAGACAUAUGUGCACGUGCAGAAACUAAAAAAAAAAAAAAAAAAAAAAACAACGAAAUGAACGUAAACGAAGAUUAAUUAAAAAUUUUGUGGCCAUUGCAAUGGCGGUUGAAGAUAAUGUUGUUGUGUGUGUUAAAAUCGUGUAACUGUUGUUCAGUGGGGGAGGGUCACACAACGAUCAAUAGCUGAACAGCUUGAACGUGAGACUGUUUCAUGUGUGCGUCACACAGCCUCGUACUUAAACAACCUCUCAAGAAUUAUUGCCACCGAUCAGAGAGGACAGGUAACACUGGAAAAAUGAGAAAGCCAGAUCAACUGUCUCGGGGUCGGUUCUUGUCUCUGGGCUGAUGACGCAGCAGCUGCUAUGUAGGCCCCCACUUACUCCACCUUCUCCACUCCCAGGCCUCUUUGACCCCUGGGUGUGAGUGACAUAGAUGCAUGGUCCAAUGUGUACGACAGUACAGUAGAUAGCGGGUGUGUGCACGACUCCACUACCCUGUCCAUUACCAAGAUUGCUUCCGAGGGUGGAUAGCGCCGCGAAGGUGGUGUUCUAUGCUGAGUCGUCUGAGACAGUGUAAACAUCCGAAAAGAUCGAAGGUCAGCCCCCACAGCUGGGGAUGGGUGAAUAAGAAACUGUGUGCAUUUCACCUGUGUCGGUGUCAUCCAUGCAUGACCAGCCUGUCACCCGAAGCAAGUUUCCACCGAUGACAGAUACAAUUCACCUGGAGUUUAUCUGAUCACAAGAGAAGUCGGAAACUCUAAAAAUAGCUGGAACAGUUUCACUCGCAAACCGUUCAAGCCGCACGACGCGAGACAAUGACAUCCGGUAGAAGAGAGAAUUACGACAGGAGAGAGAAAAGUCGCGCCUUCUUCAACUGUCACAAUGACCGAGCGCAUUUAUUUAUAGUGUUUGCUUAAGUCUGUCGAGUGUAGAUUAAUAAAAACAACAAAGAUUUUUUUUUAAAUCCCAGAUUAAAAGGCCGCCUUUAGUUUACAAGAUUGUUAUGGUUAGGAGGUAGAGACCGUGAUGUGAUUACACCACGUUGGUUUCGCACGUGUGAGAGGGAAUUAACAAGCGAACACACCGCAAACACCUGCAGUUCACUUACACACGCACGUACGCAAACACACAAGACACGCUCCUAGGAUUAGGUACAGAGGGGCAUACCACACACAGCGGAGGUGGGAGGAGGGGUCGAAGAGCCCUCUCGUCGUUGAAGACCGGUGUGUGGUAAGAUUUAGGGAACUUGGGGACGGGAGGGCAGCGAACCUGCCGACAGGCAACGAUCGAGGACCCUAGGUGUGUCGUCGCAGCCAGCGCGCGGCAAGGGGCUGUCUGAAGGGGCCGCCAAUGGUGUUUGGCGCGACUGACUCCCCGAGCCCAGUGAGAAAGCAUACAGACUAAUGUGUGAGCCAGUGUGAGCGUAGUAUUAUACCAUAGCCGAGCGGCUACAGAGAAGAGGAAGAGAGUCUCCAGGGCACACGCACAUUCAAGGGGAAAACUAUCCGCGACUCUGCCCCUCGCUCUCUCCCUCGCUCGCUCCUCGUGUGUUGGACUGUCAACGCGGGUGGAGUUUUCGUUUGACACAAGGCAGCUUAGUACGGUGGAACGCGAAGGGACAACAAACACUGGCCGGUGUCGAGACAGAUAUAUUUGAUCACUCAACUUGCCCGUGUGUGUGUGUGUGGUGGAGAAGUAGGGGGGUUGAAGGAUGUCGAGAAAAUUUACGGCCGUCGUGGAAAACAUUUGAAGAAUAUGCAGCAUGUGAGGCCCAGCCGCCGGGUGUGGAUAGUACAGACACAGCUGUGAUCUUGGAGGCGCAAGCUCGGCAGGAAUUGUGACAGCUGUCUGGGAGGUUCGACUAUGUGUUGCGCACUGGCGCUGAGGUCCCACCCUGACCAGCACGGUGGAUUUCCAUUGUGGGUACUCAUCCUUCGUGCUCAGUAUGUGCGUCUUUCGCACGCACGUGUGCGCCACACCGAUUCGCAUGGAUUUAUGUCCAGUGGAUUUAUGUUGCUCGAGGGAUGUGAAAGCCGCCACUUAGGAGUUUGAUCGUCUCGCAGUCGUCGCGCAUUAUUGCGGACCAGGUUCUUCAGUUGAUGUCGAAAGGAUACCAAGUUGGGAAGCUGCUACUAUUCGUCGGAGUUUGACAAGCACACAUGCCAAAACAGACUUUCCUGGUAUGUCAAUCGGUUUCGACGCAAAAGACAGCUGCUCCCGGCGCCCAAAAGAUUUUACAGGUUUGAGAGAAGGUCGCAAGUACCGCCUUGCCUCAGCUGAUUGCGCACUCUCCGACAUGCAGCAGAAAGAAACCAGUCCGUCAGAACUUCUCGUGAGAGGAGUGCUGUGAGAGAAAGGAUCAUUACUGCUGUCAGAGGUCUCAUUAGUGGAGGGGGGUGGCUCUGCUUCUUGACAUUGUCAGCCACAUGGUGAAUGUUUCUGCGCGUGAACGGCGGGCACUUGUCGAACGGGAUCCAGAAGGCGACAGGCACAUCGAGGACCAGAGUACCUUGCCAGUUUCCUCGACCAUCUAGCCAGUGCGUGGCGUCGCUGAUGGCCGGCCCAUGCUAGGAUGCCAGGUCAGCCCGCCCUUAGUCGGCCCGGCGUGUGAGGGGAUGGCUGGCGAGCGCCUACACUGUGGUCAGCCAGCUGCACAUCCCUGGAGCCACCUUUCCUGUCCUCCUCGCCCCUCGUCCUGUGGUCUUUGUCGCCGCCGCCGUCGUCGUCACAUUGCUGUUGGCGUCGUCGCCGCCGGUCCCCCGGGAGGAGCUCGGACAUGACCCACGCCCCGGCCCGCCAUCCUUCCUCCCACUUCCGGCUGUCUCAGUGCCCCCGACACCCUCUCGCCAGCUCUGGUCACAUCGCUUACUCCCGCCACCACCCUCCCCACCAUCACCACACAUUCCCUUCUGUAGCGACUAGGACUGCGACCACUUGUCUUGUGACUACCACCUGCGCUGCCACUUCCCCCCUUCUUCCGUUGCGGAACCGCUGCAUCUAUCAGCUGACCCGUUUAUUGUGCAUCCUGUUGCUGCUGACCAUGGUGGGAGGCCGGUGCCUGGCUUCGUCGUGGAUUGAGGAGAAUGGCGAUUCAGUGAACCUGCGCGCGCAGUUCUGCAAACCCGUUUCCGAGGACCAUCUUCGGAGCAUGCUCGGAGAGGCCUUCGAUCCCAGCAGAAUGCUCACUGAAGACAUGGCCGCCGCCAAACGCACCGACCCCUCCAGGUUGGGUCACCUGACUGAUGACGUGGAGGACAGGUCAGCAGUAGAGCCCUAUUACCAAGAGGACGAUCCCAACUCCGAGCGCGAUCUUGACGAAAUCGUCGACAUUGACGCUGGUUGGCAGGAAGACAUCAAAGAUGAAGUGGUAGACAUUGAAGAGGAUGAAGAGAAAGAUUUAAGAAGUGAGGCCAGUUUAUUUAAAAAAGAACAUGAAAUUGAAUCUGCCUUGGCAGACUCCACGGACGUCGACCGCUUGAAACUCAACAAACAAGCAGAAGCUACUGCGGGGCAGUUGUCCUCCUUGCUGAGCUACAUGAAGCGCCGACGUCGGGCUUCCAGCGGCGACGAGCAAGUUCCGCCUGAAGCAACAGACGAUAUCCUGGGAAAGGUGAACAAGAAAAAUGACUCCUUACUACCGCUAAGGCUGUUCCUUAGCGGCAAAAAUAAAAAACUUAGACGAAAGCUGAAGAAAGUUUACAGAAAAAAGGCUAAGAAGCUAGCUGGUAAACCUCUUCCUUGGCAGUGCACACUUGAAGAGAAGUGGCUGCGGCUAAAGGAGGGCUACUUCCCGACUCUUCUUCAGGAGGGCAAAUGCACGACAGACAAAUGUUUCUACAGACUGUAUGAUUGUAAUCCUCAGCUGUAUCCUGUCAAAAUCCUCAAACGGGAUCCAGACUACUGCAACCCGCUGCCGUCGAUCAGCCUCAACACAACAUACGAACAAAAGUGGAAUAUUGUGCGCUACUUCGUCACCGUGGGCUGCACGUGUGGUAUCAAAGAUCAGAAGACUGGGCAGCCUCGACGGAGGAAGACGUAGUGAUCAGACGCGAGAGACCCAGGUGUGUUGUUUUGAAACAGAUUGCGGUGCAGUCACGUGUAAAGAAGGAGAGACUUCGAAAUACGUUUCUUUGGCAUUUACAGACUGGUUAUUGGACAGAACCGUUUGUGGGCUUUUCCCUUCCUUAAGGGGAAGUAACCUCAAGUCUGUUCGUAUUGACUAUCUUUAUAUUUUAUGAUUGUUGUAAUGUUAUUACAGUUGUCAUCUUUGGCUUCUCCAUAUUAAUCCCUCCUCCCCACUGCUGAAUUGUGUAACUGUCUUUCUCUCGCAAAAUGUUCACGUUGUUCGAGUAUUAGUAAAUGUGUCUCUUUUCUUUUUUAUCCAAAACAGAUGGAAAAGAAGGAAAGAGAAAAAACUGAAUAGGGAGAGAAAGAAACAAAGGGAGAAAUGGCAUAGAGACAUAAUCUUGAAAGACUGUGAUGACGAGGACAGGUUCUUUUAAAGAUAUCAUUUUUUUCCAAAUCUUUUUCCUUCAUAAUUGUUUGGGACAUUUCUGGUUCCGUUUUGUAAUCCUAAGGCAGUGAAUAGCUAAGAACUCGCGCUCAUUGUCGUUAGUAGUAGACGUCGUUGUAGAGGUGUAUUGCUGUAGCUGUCCAAAAAACAAAAAUCAAGGCUACUCUCAGGAUAUAAGUAGCUAUGACUAAUACCAUAGAUGAACAUGGUAAAAAAGCCGAUCUCUUUGUUCUCCUUGGUGUCAUUUCUCUGAUCACGAUCAACUGCCGGCUGAAACGCGAGAAGGGAGAGAAUUAUCAUCUCAUUAUAACCACCGAUUCACCAACCCUCCGCCUUUCACACCUUAUUAGUCAUCAGACAACAGCGGGAUCAUGCAGAGUAGCUCUAUCAGGAACCUGUUUACUGCAUCACGUGCAGAUACAACACUACAACAGUCACACCACUACAACCGCCGACGUUCGAUCCCUGUACUUAGAGACUGACAAAAACACCGGACAUGCUUCAUACAAGAUUUUAUUACUUUUCUGGCUGCAGUCGAGCAAAAAUCCCUCUUCGAUUACAGAAGUGAUCUGUCUCUUUCUGCGGUACUUCUUCCGAAGAUACAACGGUUCUGUACAUUGUCUAUUAUUCAUUACUUGUCAGAGUCCAUCGGAAAACAAAAGCUUUCCUCUGUGUGUGUGGACUGAAUGCAAUUAUAUAGGUGUCUGUUAAUUCUGCAAGUGCCGUCCCGUCAAAAUAAAAUAAUGUUUGAUAUUAAAAUGUACGACGAAACACGUAAUUGUAGGCUAACUUGGGCUUUUCAAAAGGCGAUAGAAAACAGUAUUGAAGAGAACAUGAGGAAUGUUAAAAUAAGUUUUGUCAGCCGAGAUGCAGUAGUUCCGGAUGCCAUCGUGCUCUUUGACCUCACAAUCCUGUGAAGGUGGCUACACCAGUCUGCCGAGCUCAAUGUGUGAACGAUGUAGCCUUUUCCACUACAGCUACAAGGCAAACGUUAGCAGAGACAACACUCAAGACCUGAGAAAGAGACCAGAAUUUCUAGGCCCCACAACCAUUAGCAGAUAUUUCAGAUUAUCGGCCAAGAACGCUUUAGUCUGAAAUACAAUAACUGAUAUUCCGCUUUCCAUUUAUGUGUUAAAUAAGGAAACGCUUUGUUUGCAUGGAGGUCUAACAGAUGCUUACGAGUAAAUAUGCUUAGCUAAGCCCUAAAGCAGACAAACCAACGCAAAAGCAAUGGUGUGGAGGACUGGGCACACCUUGGUACCGACUUAUGGGUGGCCGGAUGAAAGCCCUCGAUAGGUGACAUCCAACACUCGUCAGCGCUCGGCGGGCUUAAUGGCAUGCCUCGGCGCCGACGCACAAAUGUUACUGAUAACGGAGUCAAAACUUGAAGAAAUCCUGUUUUCAAGCAGAAUGGUGUAUGUGUGUGUGAGAUCAUUGUGUAUACAACGUUAGCCUGUAGUUCUGUACACAACGUGAAGGAUUGGAGUGUGUUCGAAUGAAACAUGUCAGAAUUUCUGACAUGACCACACAAACUGGCGUCAAACUCGUGUCCGUACCUUUCUGUCCCUUUAUUAAACUUUUUCAAGGUCGGAUCUGUUGCGGCUACGACCAUCUUGACUGCGAUGAUGCCGUGCAGUCCGGGUACAGGCUGUCAAAUCCAGCUUAACUACUUCAGAUUGCAUCUAAAAGGCUUGCAAACUGUCCAUGAGCCGUGCGAGUAUCUCUACAGAAAUCGGUUCCCUUUUGGCUCAGUUCCACGCUAGAACCGAUCGCUGCUUGUUUGCUUCGCCUGUUUGAACAUAGAGAGUACAUAAAGAAAGUAUAGAAGCAGCCGACGUAAAACAGAGAAGCAUUAGGAGCACAAGUGGCUGAAGGUUUGGUCUUUGUGUGAACCUUUUCUCCGCAAUCUUAUUUGCGAAGCUGACAGCAGACUCUUGACGGCUAUCUAUUUGUCGACCAACCCAAGGCACUUGGUAUUUCAGCUGUGUGUCUCUAAGUACAUGCCCCUCGCUUAGUUGUUGUCGUGUUCCCACAAGGCUUGACGGCCGUGAUUGAUGUCUUGAUUUUGAGAAAUAGACGUCUGGUUGUUGGGUUGUUUUCUUUUCUUUUUUUUUGGCUGAGACGAUUUUCAAUGAGAUCUACAGCAGUGAAAUGAUAUUAUAAAAUGCGUAAGGUUGACUCAUUUGCAAAGUGUACCUGCUGGUAUCGUGUGCAAAAGCACUGAGAACGAACAGAACUGCUAGUCGCCUCCAGCGAGGACUUCGUAGUAGACUUGAAAUGGUUGGACCAAUGAAACAUUGUCAGUACACGCAAACGGUGCCAGUAUGAUGCUAUUUAUUUUGAUGAUAGAAAUUUGUCGAGGGGCAAUUUGAGAAAAGGAAUAUGUUGUGUUUCUUGCUGAAUUAUUUAAAAUGUUUCUUUCCAAUGCAGAACGACUUCUUCUCUCUUAAAAAAAAAAAAAAAAGGACGCUGGCAAUAUGUGAGGGCGUAAUGCGUGGAUGGUUGUGCGCAUGCGUGUGAGUUAUACCUGUUGCAUCAGCUAAGCGAAAAAGCACAACUGUGUGAGGUGUUACUCUUUUCAUUUUGCAUUUAAAAGUUGGUUAUCGCAUGUUGCUGAAGCUGAUUGACAAUCUUUUCAAUAUAAGUUUCAGUAACUAUUCGUAAUGAAAUCUCAGUUAUGAAGAUUUUUUUCUUUCGACAAACUGGAAGGUAACUUUAUUCUUUUUAGUCUAUUGGCACUGAAAAGCUUAUUAUUAAUAUUUUUAGAGAACCGUAGCACAAUGCUAAAAAUGUUUCUGAAGAAAUGAGCUCGAAAAAUUAAUUGCAUGGAGGUUUGGCCUCGGGUCUGAGGUCUUAAGCACUGGGUCCAUAACGUGCAAUUAUUUUCAUUUUCUUAAGUUUGGUCACAUUUGUUGACAAAAUAACGGAAGGACUCUUGAAAUACCAGACCACCUUGUUUUCACGUAGACAAUUUGACGUACCUCAGGGGAAAAGACGUAGCUAUGGACAAAGAUGGCGUUCUGCACCGUACUCAAGCUGUAGUAUUGUUUUGUUUUACUCGUGUACUGUGGAAUGCGAACAGACUUUACAAAAACCAAAACAUUCCUUGUCAUAGACGGUUCUUUGCAUUGUGCAGCCGCUGUGUUGUGGGGAUCAGAAGUGCCAUUGUCUGAGCCCCUCGUAUUGGCGACAUGGGAUGAAACGCUGUAUGAAAAACUGUGCUAUUUAUGGUAGAUGCGUUUGUAUUUAUGAAAAUUAAAACAUAACAACAACAUAAA
Pomacea canaliculata is the source of this 8434-nucleotide messenger RNA. RefSeq lists its product as uncharacterized. Lineage: Eukaryota; Metazoa; Mollusca; Gastropoda; Architaenioglossa; Ampullariidae. Bases 3420 to 4682 code for a protein of 420 amino acids. The record is from RefSeq and is a predicted model, not a curated record. The transcript has 3 exons.